Messenger RNA from Hypomesus transpacificus, 1681 nucleotides. RefSeq names its product ankyrin repeat, family A (RFXANK-like), 2 (gene ankra2). Gene Ontology annotation, cellular component: nucleus. The transcript has 9 exons. NCBI's taxonomy places the organism in Eukaryota, Metazoa, Chordata, Actinopteri, Osmeriformes, Osmeridae. Gene Ontology annotation, molecular function: protein binding. Bases 214 to 1158 code for a protein of 314 amino acids. The record is from RefSeq and is a predicted model, not a curated record. Gene Ontology annotation, biological process: regulation of gene expression.
GCAUGCGUUUUAUAGUACAACAGUCAAAACAAGACGAGUCUACAAAUCUGUGCACAACAACCCACAGUAAAGGUCAUACAAUAUGAGCUUGCAUUGACAACACAGACAAGCUAAAGGAUAGUCAUCUGAUGAGUAAACGGAGUAACCAGGCCACAGACAGAGUACGUUUAAAAAACAAAAAAACAAAACACCGUUCCUCUUGUGUGGCCAGUCAUGGAUACGGUCUCUGGCCCAGACAGGACUGCUGAGUGCCCUCUCGUCUCAGAGGAAAUGGAGUGCGUGAUGCCUGACAUUACCACCAUAAAGACCGAGCACCCUGGCACUUCGGACACGGACGACACCGGCGGUGCCCAGAACGUCGCAAUGGGAAUCAAGUUCAUCCUUCCCAACCGCUUCGACAUGAACGUCUGCUCGCGUUUCGUCAAGUCGCUCAACGAGGAAGAUAGCAAAAACAUCCAAGACCAGGUUAACUCAGAUCUGGAAGUAGCGUCUGUUCUGUUUAAAGCUGAGUGCAACAUUCAGACCUCUCCUUCUCCAGGGAUUCAGGUGCGCCAUGUUUACACCCCCUCCACCACCAAGCACUUCUCCCCCAUCAAACAGUCCACCACACUCACUAACAAGCACCGGGGCAACGAAGUCUCCUCCACGCCUCUGCUGGUGCACUCCUUGUCCAUCCACCAGCUGGCUGCCCAGGGGGAGAUGGUGUUCCUGGCAAGCAGGAUAGAACAAGAGACUGUGAUCAACCUGCAGGAUGAGGAGGGUUUCACUCCUCUGAUGUGGGCUGCAGCACAUGGUCAGAUUGCCGUGGUGGAGUUCCUGCUACAGAAUGGAGCUGACCCAAACCUUUUGGCCAAAGGCAGGGAGAGUGCCCUGUCUCUGGCCUGCAGCAAAGGAUACACUGACAUAGUCAAGAUGCUCAUCGACUGUGGGGUCGACGUCAACGAGUACGACUGGAACGGAGGCGCCCCCAUCUUGUAUGCUGUCCACGGGAAUCAUGUACGCUGCGUGGAAAUCCUUCUAGAGAGCGGAGCCGAUCCCACCAUGGAGUCCGACUCGGGGUUCAACGCCAUGGACAUGGCCGUGGCCAUGGGCCAUCGGAAUGUUCAACAGGUAAUGGAGGCCCACUUACUGAAGCUGCUGAUGGGAAUAAGAGAGUAACAGUGGCUUGUCUCCGAGCACAGGGAAGAUACUGGUGUCUCUCCACGAGGUAUCACUGGGUUUCUGGAAGGAUGCCAACACUGGGGGUUUGGGCCCUGGACAAUCGUGCAAUGACUCAACAGACCUGCUGGCUUAUCGAAACUCAUGCUUGGAUGGUUUCGAUGAAGCUUGUCACAAUGUGAAUAUGGAUGAAUUUCUAAACAAGGAUAAACACCUGAGACAUGUAGCUUAAGAUAUUUUCCGAAACUCUUUUGUCAAUUUUUGUUUCUUGAAACGCCAACUUCGGGCUGAAUAUCAACAUGACAGAGCUGAUGUUGGGAAUCAGUCCCAGGCAACACGUUUGUGAAAUGAGUUGACCGACAACGUUCUCAGACCAUGUAAAGUGCUGUGUGUGGAUUCAUUUUGUGUUUGCAGUAACGUUUUUUAUUUUUUACAAUAUCUGAAGUGUAUUGUAUAAUUGUGGUGCUACUUAUUAAAUUAUAAUAGAUUCAUUUAAUUAAUAAAUAAAACUGUCUUUAACUUA